This is a messenger RNA of Argentina anserina (silverweed cinquefoil), 2475 nucleotides long. RefSeq names its product calmodulin-binding receptor kinase CaMRLK. The record is from RefSeq and is a predicted model, not a curated record. The coding region runs from base 38 to 2101 and encodes 687 amino acids. Gene Ontology annotation, molecular function: ATP binding; protein binding; protein kinase activity. Gene Ontology annotation, biological process: protein phosphorylation. The transcript is spliced from 2 exons. Lineage: Eukaryota; Viridiplantae; Streptophyta; Magnoliopsida; Rosales; Rosaceae.
GCCCCAAACAGAGCUUGAAACACCCUGUUUCACAAAAAUGAGAUUCAUCUUCUUCUACUUCUUUAGGUUUUUGCUUCUUCUGGUUCUGAUUGCAACAGUGGAAUCUACAUCAACAUGCAACAGUACAGACCAAGAUCAAGUCUCCAAGGCCUUCAAAUCAGUCCAAAGCUUCAAUCUUUCUUGGUUCCAGAACCAAACUCCCAACUGCUCAAACCCACCCAUCACAGAAAUUAAGCUCCAUUCCAGAAACCUCAGGGGCAUAGUCUCAUGGAAGUACCUCAGAAACAUGUCUCAUCUUCAAAGCCUCGAUCUCUCAAACAACUCUCUCAAAGGCUCCGUCCCAGGUUGGUUUUGGUCUCUCCCAACCUUAAUUGAAGUCGAUCUCUCCAAGAACAAGUUCGGCGGCAGCUUCAGUUUCGAAAACCCUUCAGUUUCCUCAGUUCAAAAGCUCAAUCUCUCCAGCAACAGGUUCACCAACACCGUUCUACUUUCCGGUUUUUCCAACCUUACAAUCCUCGACCUUUCUCACAACAACUUGGGGGCUCUCCCUUCUGGUUUUGCCAACCUCACUAAUCUCCAAUACCUCGCCAUUUCGAGCUGCAAAAUCUCCGGCACCUCAAAACCCAUCUCUGUUCUUGGCAGAUUGACAUACUUAGAUGUAUCAAACAACUCCAUGAACGGUUCUUUCCCCUCGGAUUUCCCCCUAAUUGCUCAUCUCAAAUUCUUGAACAUUUCGUUCAAUAAUUUCAGAGGAAUAGUUUCUUCAGAUAAGUACCAAAAAUUUGGGAAAGCAGCUUUCAUUCAUGCAGGGAAGGGUUUAAAUCUUACUUCUUUUAAUGCUUCCAAUUCCAAAUCCGCAACCUUUCACUCUCCACCACCACAUUUUAAAUCCAUUCCAAUUCAAAAACCUAAACCCCUUCCAAAACCCCUAACUCUACGAAGAACCGAAUCUUCAAAACCAAAAACAACUUUCAUUAUCAGUCUUUCUUGCGCCUCCACAUUUGUGCUGGCUUUCCUAGCCAUUUGCAUAGCUUGCAGAUACAGAAGAAAGCAACAUGCCAAGAAACACAAAUGGGCCAUCUCCAAACCGGUGCAGCUCGACCGGGUCCGGGUCGAGAAGUCCGGCCCGUUCGCCUUCGAAACAGAGUCCGGGACCUCCUGGGUCGCCGACAUCAAGGAGCCAACUUCCGCGCAGGUUGUCAUGUUCGAGAAGCCCCUCAUGAACUACCUCACCUUCAAAGAUCUCAUCGCCGCCACGUCACACUUCGGCAAAGACUCCCAGCUCGCCGAGGGCCGCUGCGGGCCCGUCUACACCGCCGUGCUCCCCGGCGACCUCCACGUGGCGAUCAAGGUAUUGGAGAACGCCAGAGACGUAAAACACGACGAGGCCGUGGACAUGCUCGAAACCUUGUCGAGGUUGAAACACCCGAACCUGUUACCUGUCUCCGGUUACUGCAUUGCAGGGAAAGAGAAGCUGGUGUUGUAUGAGUUCAUGGCGAACGGGGACUUGCAAAGGUGGCUGCACGAGCUGCCAGCCGGGGAGCCCAACGUCGAGGACUGGAGUGGAGACACGUGGGACCAGAGUGGGGCCUACUCGCCCGAGAAGAAGGGGUGGCUCACGCGCCACCGCAUUGCAGUGGGGAUAGCGCGUGGGCUGGCGUACCUCCACCACGCGGGGUCGAAGCCGGUGGUGCACGGCCACCUUGUGACUUCGAACAUUCUGCUGGGGGCGAAUUUUGAGCCGAGGAUUGCGGAUUUCGGGUUGAGGAAUUUCGGGAUGAGGGAAAGGGGUGUGGGUGGCGGGACCGAGACGGACGUGUAUUGUUUCGGGGUGGUGGUGAUGGAGUUGUUGACGGGGCGGCCCGGGACGGCUGAGACGGUGGUGUGGGUGAGGAGGAUGGUGAGGGAGGCGCGUGGGGUGGAUGCGCUGGAUGAGAGGUUGAGGGAGAGUGGGGAGUUGGAGAGGGAGAUGGUGGAGUGUCUCCGAGUUGGGUAUCUGUGUACGGCGGAGUCACCUGGGAAAAGGCCCAGCAUGCAACAAGUGCUUGGUUUGCUCAAAGACAUACACCCCAGUUCCACCGCCGCUCUCGGCUUGAUUUGAACUGAUUGCCGUAAUAUUUCUGCACGCGCCGAAAGCUCGCGUGGUAUUUGAAAUAUUGGGAAGUGAAAUAUCAAAAAUGAAAAUGCUAUUUUACCUCGAAACAAACUUAGUUUCGAAAAACACUCUGAUUUUUCAUCUGUUAAAUUCAUCUGUUAUAGAUAUUUAACCGUUGAAAAGUUAGAAUUUAACAUGUAACUCUCUUCAUUUUUUGUGUAAGAUCAAGGAUGAAUGACUAAAUGUGACCAUGUCUUGUAGUCUCGGUAUUUAGCUAACUGGGAAACAAUGUUGUAUGACAUUAGAUUAGCCUUGUAAAAUUUGGUUUUGUGAUUAGAGAAUCGAAGAGUGGAUUCUUCAAUGUUACAUGGUAGUGUAUC